AUGCAGCAACUCUUGCUUCCGCUGCUGCUGGCCUGUUUGCUGCCCCCCAGGGCAGAGGCAGGAGAGAUCAUCGGGGGACAUGAGGCCAGACCCCACUCCCGACCCUACAUGGCAUUCCUACGGAUAUCAGGUCAGAAAUCUGAGAGCUGGUUUGAUGACAAAUUCCUGCCAUUUAACACCAAGAAGUGUGGUUGUGGUGGUUUCCUGAUUCGAGAGGACUUCGUGCUGACAGCGGCUCACUGUAAUGUGAGCUCAAUGAACGUCACCCUGGGGGCCCAUGACAUCACCAAGCAGGAGAGGACCCAGCAGGUCAUCCCUGUGAAGAGAGCCAUCCCCCACCCAAAUUAUAAUAAUACGACCCACGUCAACGACAUCAUGUUGCUGCAGCUGGAGAGGAAAGCCAAGAAGAACAAAGCUGUAAAUAUCCUCAGGCUGCCCAGGGCCAGGGACCGGGUGAGGCCAGGGCAGGUGUGCAGUGUGGCCGGCUGGGGGCGCAACCGGCAGAAAGAAUUUUCAGACAAGCUGCAGGAAGUGAAACUAACCAUCCAGGAGGAUCAGGAGUGCAAACAAUGUUAUCCAGAUCACUAUGACAACCGUAUUCAGCUGUGUGCAGGGGACCCAAAGAAAGAUAAGGCUUCCUUUCAGGGGGACUCCGGGGGGCCCCUGGUGUGUAAGAAGAUGGCUAUGGGCAUUGUUGACUAUGGAUUUAAAAGUGGGAAACCUCCACGUGUCUACACCAAAGUCUCAAGUUUCCUGCCCUGGAUAAAGGAAACCAUGAGAAGCCUGUGA
Messenger RNA from Talpa occidentalis (Iberian mole), 789 nucleotides. RefSeq names its product granzyme B(G,H)-like. Gene Ontology annotation, molecular function: serine-type endopeptidase activity. The record is from RefSeq and is a predicted model, not a curated record. NCBI's taxonomy places the organism in Eukaryota, Metazoa, Chordata, Mammalia, Eulipotyphla, Talpidae. The transcript is spliced from 5 exons. The coding region runs from base 1 to 789 and encodes 262 amino acids. Gene Ontology annotation, cellular component: cytoplasm; intracellular membrane-bounded organelle. Gene Ontology annotation, biological process: proteolysis.